AUAUGGACCGCAUAAAAGUGCUUAGCACUUGUCGAGCAAUUUUCAUUAAGAAAUUCUUCUAGUUUGAGCAAUGUGUCUGGCGAGUAAAGUGAAGGGCCAGACGGUCCAGAUGAUAGCAGUUUUAGUGGGUAAUAUAUUGAACUUCAAUUUCGGCCUGACCUUUGGAGUAACAUCGUCACAUUCGAAGCUUUAUGGAUCGCCGGUAAAUACCCCCUUGACACAUGCUGCAUAUCCACAAGAAAUAACAUGGGUAGCGAGCGUCCUUUUCCUUUCGGCAGCAAUUGCCUCGCUGAUAUUUGGACCAAUCUCGCAUAAAAUCGGACCAAAAUCUGUCCUGCUGCUUUGCGGUUUACUGCAAAUGGCAAGCUGGUUCUGUGUCCAUUUUGCAUUUGAUAUCCUACACAUUUAUUCGUCUCGAAUUUGUGCUGGGAUAGGAGGUGGUGCUGCCUUUACGGUUUUGCCGCUUUAUAUAUCGGAAAUAGCUGAAGUGGCCGGUUCAAAGGCAUCUUUGAACGUGUCCAUAGAAAUUUGGCGCGCUUGUGGAAUUAUGACGGGUUUCAUUUUCGGCUCCUACCUUAAGUACAACUACGUUGCUGUUGUGGGAAUUCUGGUGUCGUUUUUCUUUUCGAUGGUAUUUCCCUUUGUCCAAGAGAGUCCAUACUACUUUCUACGCAAAGGCAAUAUGGCCGGUUUAGAAAAGUCGUUACGUUGGUUCCGCGGUAUUCGCAGCAUUGAUGACCGCAAUAAUCCUGAGUUUGAGCAUGAAUUGACACAAAUAAAAAAUAGUCUCCAAGAAAACUCACAGUUGAUCAAAAGCGGCCCAUCCACAUCUCAAUUGGUAAAAAUUGUAUUUGGAAAUGUAGUUCUAGCAGUAGGAUCCCAACUGGGCAGCAUAUAUUCCGUUUUGUAUUACGGUUCAUUGAUUUCAAUCGCUGCUGUACCGCUCCAAGUGGCUGGCACCAAAAUAAUUAUGGUUAUUGCUGCUGUCCACAUCUUAGGAACUCUCAUGGCAAAGAUAUUCAGCGGAUGUGCUAAACGAAGUAUACUCCUAGUUAUCACAUCCUUGGGAUCCGCUUUGUGUCUACUUUUGGGAGCAAUAUAUUUGUCAUAUGGAAAAACUUGGGAUAUGGAUGAUGAAAUAGAAGCCUGGAUAAUGCCAAUCAUAUUGGCAGCACAUACAUUCUUGGCCAGUAUAGGUUUUGUAACCUAUUCCUCCACAGUCUUCAUGGAGAAUAUUCCAAAGAAGUUACAAUAUCAAUUACUGGGUUUGCUACAUUUUCUAUCGUGGAUGACUGUAUUUGCUAUUGUUCAU
This is a messenger RNA of Musca vetustissima, 1312 nucleotides long. RefSeq lists its product as uncharacterized. Gene Ontology annotation, biological process: transmembrane transport. The transcript has 5 exons. The record is from RefSeq and is a predicted model, not a curated record. NCBI's taxonomy places the organism in Eukaryota, Metazoa, Arthropoda, Insecta, Diptera, Muscidae. The annotation marks the transcript as partial. Gene Ontology annotation, molecular function: transmembrane transporter activity. Gene Ontology annotation, cellular component: membrane.